UCCUUUUCUUUCAAAAAGAGACAAAUUUUAAAAUGGCGUGGUUGGGCAAAAUUACAUUAUUCUGCAAGAUCAUGGCGGCGAUUGCUGCUUUUGGUUACAGACGGGUUGAAAUGUUCAUUAAUUACUAUCUGUUUGCGGAAGAAUCUUCUAACUGGGAAAUAGUUUAUUUGUUUUUUCUAUACCAAUGGCCUGUUGCACUUUUAAUUCUUCAUAUCGUGUACAGGAAAGAAGCAGAUUAUGGACCCUUUGAGUUCAUUGCAAAUCUGGGUCUGCAUUCCUCCUUUGUAGUAAUGCUAUACAAACCGUGUCAGAUUGCCCUUGGGUCUGCAAUUAAUGCCACUCCUCCCACUCUUUGGGAGGGGGUGUUUGUGUUUGGCAUUUGUCCAGCUGUAAUUUCUUGGAUGUGGUCAGCUUAUGGACCCCGUCGUCUACCCGGCUGGCAGGAUGUGGUGGACAUCUUCAACUUCUUCAAUCAAAAUGGGAUUAUUGCCGGUUUCAUUUUCGGGCCUAUUUUUGCUGGUGCUUAUAAGAACGUGAUGCGGAUGCUCCUUCAUAUUUUUUUUAGUUGUUGUUGCUAAUUUCAUAGAAUGGUGCGUCAAUCACCACUUAUGUCUCGUAUUGCUGUUUUUGUUUUUGUGUUAAUUGCCGUGCUUGUACAGGGUGCAGUAUUUGCAUCAAAGGGCUGAAUUAAUUUCAAUUUCAUUCUAGAUGCAAAUAUUUUGUAAUUUGGUUUAUGAUGAGUGGACUA
This is a messenger RNA of Arachis duranensis, 748 nucleotides long. RefSeq lists its product as uncharacterized. The record is from RefSeq and is a predicted model, not a curated record. Lineage: Eukaryota; Viridiplantae; Streptophyta; Magnoliopsida; Fabales; Fabaceae. Bases 33 to 578 code for a protein of 181 amino acids. The transcript is spliced from 2 exons.